AUGGCACACAAAGGAGAACUUCCUCUCUACCAGAGACUCAUCACCGGACACAAUCAAGAAGGAAAAGCUGUCUUUGAGAAGAUAGAUGAGACUGGUCCAUGGGAUGGCAGCAUCAACGGCGGCACUGUUGGCUUCUCUCUCGGCUACACAACCUCGACCACGCCUGUAGAUAUGACCGACGACAAGGAUAUUGCACAGUACAAGGAGUACUUGGUUUCACCACCCGGUCUCGUGAACAAGCAAGGAUCAGUCCUUCGUUUUGUGGAUUGCCCUCCUGGAUCUACUUCGCCCAUGCACCGCACAGUCUCGCUCGACUACGGAGUCGUGCUUAUCGGAGAGAUGGAGUUGGUUCUCGACAGUGGUGAGACCAGAGUCAUGAAGGUUGGAGAUGUUGCAGUGCAGAGAGGAACAAACCACGCCUGGAGAAACACAAGCAAAACUGAGUGGGCUCGUAUGAUGUACGUCCUCCAGCCAUCGCUUCCCAUCUCGAUCAAUGGAAAGCCCUUGGACGAGGACCUGGGUCCCAUGGAGGGCGUUCGUAGCUCGUCCUAG
Molecule: messenger RNA, 552 nt
Organism: Aureobasidium namibiae CBS 147.97
Lineage: Eukaryota; Fungi; Ascomycota; Dothideomycetes; Dothideales; Saccotheciaceae
Exons: 2
Coding region: 1-552 (183 amino acids)
Source: RefSeq, a predicted model, not a curated record